GAGUUCGAAACCUUGUGUACGUAGCAGCCUUCGUUGGGAGACCCACCCACCAUUCUGGUGCGACACAGCUGGUCGAGUCCGGAGUAGUAGGGGCAAAGCCCCGGAUACCGGUCGGGAAACCAAAAAAAAUCUACUAUAGCAAUGAAGUUUCUAUAUUACAAACCAUGCAUGUUAAAUAAAACACCAUGAAUCAUUGAUGGCAGUCGAUGAACAGGUAUGGGGCCAUAAAUCAUGCCCUGCCAAGGGCAACACAUGCAUUGUUACCAUAUUCACAUGGAUGACAACAUCAGACCCAUAUUUCCUGUCAAAUAAUUUCCUUUAAAACAGGAUACCCACACAUACCUACAAAGAUAUCCAGAUUCCAGACAAGAAUGUUGGUGAUCUGGAUGAACUGUACUCACUCAAUUCUUCAGACUCUUGGCAAACCACAACACCAGCCAGUCUUGGGA
Rubroshorea leprosula is the source of this 449-nucleotide messenger RNA. NCBI's taxonomy places the organism in Eukaryota, Viridiplantae, Streptophyta, Magnoliopsida, Malvales, Dipterocarpaceae. The record is from the annotation of a GenBank genome assembly.